CGCGGUCGCUUUAUCAUUUAUCUGUCACCGUCUAUAACCUUCCCUUUAUACUCAUCUCUCAGUUUCAAAACAAUUCGAACUCAAACAGCUUCUUUUCUGCUCUGACUAAUAACACUAAGGCAUAGAUUCAUUAGGGUUUCAAUGGAUUCAGCUCCCACAUCCACUCUCCUUCCGUUACUCCUACUCUCUCUUCUCCUCGUCCCCUCCUCGAUUCCACUCGCAACCUCCCAACCCGCCGCCGAUACCAACCCAUCUCCCCCUUCCGAUUCCGAUCUAUGCAACGGCGUCUUCGUCUCCUACACACACACCAAAGGAUCCAAGAUCCCGCCCAACGACUCCGCGGACCAGCCUUACCGCUUCGAAUCCGUGGUCACCGUGCUCAACAACGGCCGCGACGAGCUCAAAUCGUGGCGCGUCUUCGUCAAGUUCGCCCACCGCGAGAUCCUCGUCUCCGCCUCCAACGCCGUCCUCUCCGACGGCUCCAGCCUGCCGCUGAGCGUGGAGAACGGCACCGUUUUCGCCGGGUAUCCCUCGUCGGACUUGAAGUCGGCUAUUCAGACGGCGGGUGAUGUGACUCAGAUGCAAGCGAGCGUGGAGCUCGUCGGGACGCAGUUCGGUGUGGCGCCGCCGGGUGUGCCGCUUCCGAAGAACAUCUCUCUUGUUACUGAUGGGUGGAAGUGUCCUAAAGCCACCCAGAAAGGUAAAAAUGUGCUGCAAGUAUGUUGCAUGCCGGAUCCAAGUUUUAAUAACACAGAGAUCAUUGAUAACGAGUUCCUUCCCCGGCAAAAUGGAGAUCUCACUAUCAUGUACGAUGUGAUCAGAUCAUAUUCAUCGAACUACAUGGCACAAGUCACAAUGGAGAACCAUAGCCCGCUUGGCAGGCUAGAUAACUGGAAACUGAGCUUUGACUGGAUGCGGGACGAGUUUAUCGACACCAUGACAGGGGCUUACCCGAGUCUUGUUGACUCAUCUGACUGUAUUGAUGGCCCACAGGCCAAGUACUAUCAAGCUCUUGACUUCUCCAACGUGUUAAGCUGUGCAAGACGGCCAACCAUCAUAGAUCUCCCCCUUACGAAGUAUAAUGACUCUACCUUCGGGUUUAAACCAUAUUGCUGCAGAAACGGGACUAUUCUGCCAAAGUCCAUGGAUCCUAGCAAGUCCAUCUCCGCUUUCCAGAUGCAGGUGUACAAAAUGCCUCCGGAUCUUAACAUUUCUGCUCUUUCACCUCCUCAGAACUGGCGGAUCAGCGGUUCACUUAACCCGGAUUACAAGUGUGGCCCUCCUGUUCGAGUGAGCCCAAGCCAGUUCGUCGAUCCUAGUGGAUUACCAUCAAACAAGACAGCUUUUGCGAGCUGGCAAGUGGUCUGCAACAUCACUCAACAGAAGAACACGAGUCCUAGGUGCUGUGUAUCGUUCUCUGCCUACUUCAACGACUCCAUCAUCCCGUGCAAGACUUGCGCUUGUGGAUGUUCCAGCAGCAGAGCUUCUCGCACUUGUAGCACAACCUCCCCAGCGCUUCUUCUACCCCAGCAAGCUCUUCUGGUCCCUUUUGAGAACCGAACUGAACUCACACUCGCUUGGUCUUAUCUAAAACACCGUCCUGUCCCAAACCCAAUGCCUUGUGGGGACAACUGUGGAGUGAGCAUCAACUGGCAUUUGGCUACAGACUACAGAGGAGGAUGGACAGCCCGGGUCACAAUCUUUAACUGGGGAGAGACAAACUUUCCAGAUUGGUUCACAGCUAUUCAGAUGAAAAAUGCCGCCCCAGGUUUCGAGAAAGCCUACUCGUUCAACGCAACUGCACUUGAUAUUAACGGGGAGAACAACACUAUUUUCAUGGAAGGUCUACCUGGCUUGAACUAUCUUGUAGCGGAAAGAGACGGAGACAAUCCGCUAAAGAACCCUCGUGUUCCAGGGAAACAACAGUCUGUUAUUUCCUUCACUAAGAAACUGACUCCUGGGAUCAAUGUCCCUGGCGGAGACGGCUUCCCGAGCAAAGUGUUCUUCAACGGUGAGGAGUGUUCGCUACCAUCUUUACUCCCAACGAGCAACAGCAACAAACGGCGACACAUCUCUGCUAUCCUCUUGGCAUUACCGGUUUUGGCACUCUUGAUUUUGCGGGUGUAAGUAGUAGCAGCGGAGCCUCCCGUAGUACGUGUUGGUGAUACGGUUUCUUGAAUGUUUACCAGAUAACAAGCCAGUUCCCAAGGGUUCCCCGAUGGAGAAUCAAUCAAUUCUUUAUCAGCAAUCAAUAUGAUGAGUGUUGGAAGAAGCUUUUAUAUAGGUAAUAUGAACUGAAGAUAUGUGUUUACAAGUCUCUUGUUUCUGAUUAGUAAUCAUAUGUACACUAUUUUUGUUACUCUCUCUGUCAUUGAUUUGUUCCUUCUUUCCUCCAAA
Molecule: messenger RNA, 2397 nt
Organism: Raphanus sativus (radish)
Lineage: Eukaryota; Viridiplantae; Streptophyta; Magnoliopsida; Brassicales; Brassicaceae
Product: COBRA-like protein 7
Exons: 2
Coding region: 142-2127 (661 amino acids)
Biological process (GO): cellulose microfibril organization
Cellular component (GO): membrane
Source: RefSeq, a predicted model, not a curated record